Molecule: messenger RNA, 1302 nt
Organism: Aspergillus piperis CBS 112811
Lineage: Eukaryota; Fungi; Ascomycota; Eurotiomycetes; Eurotiales; Aspergillaceae
Product: cytochrome P450
Exons: 6
Coding region: 1-1302 (433 amino acids)
Molecular function (GO): oxidoreductase activity, acting on paired donors, with incorporation or reduction of molecular oxygen; heme binding; iron ion binding
Source: RefSeq, a predicted model, not a curated record
AUGGCGACGACAGCAAAUCAAGCUACCACCAGGUCCUCCACGCAAGCCACUGUUUGGGCUGGCUGGGAUCAGAUAUUGGGAGUAGUCGAGUACUCUGAUCGAUUCCAGGAACUUCGGAGGGCUCUUCACCAGGGAAUUGGUUCGGCGAAAUGCGUUGCGCAAUACAAUUCAGUGCAAGAGGUGGAGGUUCGCCGAUUCCUUCUGCGCGUAUUGGAUGAUCCACACAGUUUAAAUGACCAGCUACGAAAGAUGACCGGGGCUGUGGCCCUUCAGAUAGCUUACGGAUACACGGUGGAACCGCACGACAGUGACCCUCUCAUUGACCUGGCCGAGAGAGCGGUGUACGACUUUGGUCUGGUCGUUACUCCGGGAAACUGGAUAGUAGAUGUCUUUCCAAUGUUAAGGUAUCUGCCGGCCUGGUUUCCGGGGGCCAAAUUCGUCCGGAUAGCAGACAGCAUCCGGAAGACUGCCACAGCUUUCUGUGAUACGCCGUGUACAUUUGUCAAACAACGACUAGCCCAGAGUGACUACCGUCCUUCCUUCCUCUCGAACUCGCUCAGGAAUCAGGAAGGGUUGUCAGAGGCCGAUGAGUCCGUGCUGAAAUGGUCCGCCGCAGCGAUAUAUGCUGGAGGAGCAGAUACUACCGUGUCAACCUUGGCUACGUUCUUUCUCGCUAUGACUCUCUAUCCCGAAGUCCAGGCUAAGGCACGAGCGGAAAUUCAAUCCGUCUUAGGGUCGGAUCGUCUUCCUGGCUUCCAAGAUAGAGACAACCUCCCGUACAUCAAUGCCAUAGUGAAGGAGACUCUUCGCUGGCAUGCCACUGUCCCCGUUAUCACACACAAAUCUAUCGCCCCCGAUGUGUGCGAAGGAUAUGACAUCCCGGAGGGAUCUUGGGUCAUGGCUAACGUCUGGGCUAUGAACCACGAUCCAAAAACCUACGUUGAUCCCUUUUCCUUCAAGCCGGAACGCUUUCUAGGCUGCGAGGGGCGUGCGCCCGAACCUGAUCCACACACCUUUGGAUUCGGUCGACGAAUAUGCCCUGGACGCAACCUGGCCAGAGCGAACGUUUACCUGACCGUUGCGCAAUCUUUGGCCGCUUUCCAGAUCAGUAAGCCGAGGAAGAAUGGCACUGAGAGUGACUUCCGCCCAGAGUUCCAAGCAGGGUUUGUCAGCUCGCCCGCCCCGUACGAGAUCGACAUUCGGGUCCGCAGUCCGGCUUAUGAGAACCUCAUUCGCACGGUGGAGACCGAAUAUCCCUGGGAACAAAGUCACUCCAAAGAGAUUAAAUCGCUUGCUUCCUGA